Molecule: messenger RNA, 2021 nt
Organism: Rhincodon typus (whale shark)
Lineage: Eukaryota; Metazoa; Chordata; Chondrichthyes; Orectolobiformes; Rhincodontidae
Gene: mettl1
Product: methyltransferase 1, tRNA methylguanosine
Exons: 6
Coding region: 80-868 (262 amino acids)
Biological process (GO): tRNA methylation; RNA (guanine-N7)-methylation
Cellular component (GO): tRNA methyltransferase complex
Molecular function (GO): tRNA (guanine(46)-N7)-methyltransferase activity
Source: RefSeq, a predicted model, not a curated record
CGAACUGUGCGCCGCUCUCGUGUUGUCAUUUUCAUUUAAAAUCCGGCUUUCCUCCCACUCCGUCACCGAAUCGGCGAUCAUGGCGGUACCAGCUCCUCAGAAACGCUUUUACCGACAGCGUGCUCAUUCCAAUCCUAUGGCGGAUCAUGUUUUUGAUUACCCAGUAAAACCUGAAGAGAUGGACUGGUCCCAGCACUACCCUGAAUAUUUCAAACCACACUCAGAAAAUUACCAUGAUGAUGAGAAAGAUCUCAUUGAUGAAAAGAAAUUGAAGUUCCAGGUGGAGUUUGCAGAUAUAGGCUGUGGAUAUGGAGGUUUACUAGUUGAGUUAUCUGGUCUGUUUCCCAAUUCAUUGAUUCUGGGUCUCGAAAUCCGAGUGAAGGUAUCUGACUACGUCGUAGAUCGCAUCAAAUCCCUAAGGGCAUCCAAUCCUGGAAAGUACCAGAACAUCGCAUGUAUUAGAAGCAAUGCCAUGAAGUAUUUACCAAACUUCUUCAAAAAAGGGCAGCUAAGUAAGAUGUUUUUCCUCUUUCCGGAUCCGCAUUUUAAAAAGACAAAACACAAAUGGAGAAUAAUUAGCUCGACAUUGCUGGCUGAAUAUGCUUAUGUACUGUGUGUAGGGGGUUUGGUCUAUACAAUUACUGAUGUGCAGGAAGUACAUGAGUGGAUAGUCAAACACUUCACAGAACACCCAUUGUUUGAAUAUGUUCAACUAGAAAAACUGAAGGAUGACAUCAUCAUUGAUCGCCUUGGUGUCUGCACAGAAGAAGGUAAAAAAGUAUUAAGGAAUGGAGGACAGAAUUUUACUGCAGUAUUUCGACGAGUUGAGGAUAAAAAACAGAAGCUGAAAAUUGAGCAAAAGUCCUGAGAGGAGCACUCCUUCAUUUGACUUCACCGAGGCGAGUGACUAAAAAGUGGUAAGCACAUAUCAAUUGGAACACACCAGACCCAAUCUUGCAGCUGCAACAACGGGAGAAACUGCAUUGAAGGUGGGGUGGCCCACAUAAAUAAACUGAAAAUAACCUCAACAGUAGUCUUCAAAUAGAAGUGUUGAUAACUGUACAUCCUUGCAUGAAUGCUAGGUAUCAACAGUGUAAGUGAAGGGUUUGAAAAUUGGUUCCCUAGCGACAUUUUACAGAUUUUUAUUUUUAUGAAUGAUUUGUAGAGUCUGAAAUAAGGAGUAUAGCAUUGUAAAACAUUUUACAAUGUAAAAAAUUCCACUGAAAUAUGUACAUCAGAAGUCUUCACUGUGACUUGUUUGUUUGUUUAUUCUCGUUGCAAUUGAGAAUUGUAUCACUUUUUUUUAAGAUGCAUGCUUCUACAUAUAGCUUCUUUUAAACUGCUAUUUAAUUUGCAACAAUAAUGACACUUCCCAAAACCAAUUAAUUACUUACUGAUUUCCUGAAGCUGUGAAAGGCACUGUAGAAAUGCAAAUCUGCCUGCCUGUCUUUACAUCAGAAGAUUUAUCAAGCAGGCUCAAUGCCAUGUUAAUAAUAACUACUUUUCGCUUCCUUUAGUACCUUGAGUGUCACCUUGCCUCUGAUAGCACUCCCCUCUGAGUCACAGGAUUGUGAGUUUGAAUCCCACUCAUAAUAUAAGGACUGUCGCACUGUUGGAAGUCUCCUCACUGAUGAAAUAAUUAUCUCCUAUCUUUCAAAUUAAUAUCGUCCAUUCAGAGAAUUCUCCCAGCGUCCUGGUCAACAUGCAUCCCUCAACAAUGUCCGCAACAGGGUCUUAUUGUGAAUAAUUUCACUCCUGCAAAUCAGUACAUAAGUAACUAUACAUUUCAAAGAUAAUUAAUUAAACGUAUACCACUGUAGGACAUCCUGCAGACAUACAAAAUAAAUUCAAGCUGGUUCAUUGGUUUUCUUUUUAUUUAUUUUCAGCUAUGGAAUAAAACUAAAAUUGGCUAGCUGACUAUGGUCACUUGGGGCCAACGAUUGAAUUAAAAAUUCAUUUUGAUCUUAAUCCAAAUUGUAAUGAAAACAGACUAUUUUGACCUUUUUGGCUUUUGAACAGUA